Pedinophyceae sp. YPF-701 is the source of this 444-nucleotide messenger RNA. NCBI's taxonomy places the organism in Eukaryota, Viridiplantae, Chlorophyta, Pedinophyceae. The record is from the annotation of a GenBank genome assembly.
AUGGCCCUCGUGGACUACUCUGGAUCGCAGAGCGACCAGACUAGCGAUUCCGAGUCCUCUGGUAGCCCCGCGGGAGACGUUCUGUUGGACGGCGGCACCUCGAGGGAGGUCGCUGCGCGCGACGCGCAGGCCGGUCCGGCAGCAAAAGGCACGGGGCAGAACCAGAACGAUAGCGAGAAGCGCAAGAGGCGAUUCGACAGCGUGACUGGGUCCGCCGUGGCCGCGGGGCCGCUUCGCGAGAAGGCUAGCAAGGGCAACGACGAGCGUAGCAAGCCCGUGGCGGCCACCGUGAGCCCCUCGGGCCUCAUGGUGCCACCGCAGUUGCGAGGGAGGGCGAACGUGUCGACGGAGGACCUAGGAAACAUGGGCUUUGUGCGAGCGCCGGGACACGGGCGCGCCAAACAGGGGUCGGGAGCGGGCGCGGGCGGACGCAAGCCGAGCUGA